Chelmon rostratus (copperband butterflyfish) is the source of this 2763-nucleotide messenger RNA. It is a transcript of the gene sez6l2, whose product is annotated as seizure related 6 homolog (mouse)-like 2. Gene Ontology annotation, biological process: synapse maturation. Lineage: Eukaryota; Metazoa; Chordata; Actinopteri; Chaetodontiformes; Chaetodontidae. Gene Ontology annotation, cellular component: endoplasmic reticulum; neuronal cell body. The transcript is spliced from 19 exons. Bases 88 to 2763 code for a protein of 891 amino acids. The record is from RefSeq and is a predicted model, not a curated record.
GGGGCCUAAAGCAACAGGAUACAGUCCGAGACACAGCACACAGGACGCAGCCUGGAGGAUACAGGUCAUUCAGUUUCAUCCAAAGCCAUGGGGUUCACACGCCUUGCUGUCCUGCUGUCUGUCACCAUGAUCCACCUAGUUUCAGGCAUGAGCUUCAUGACUCCUGAGCCUGAUACACCACCAACAUCAAGCCCAGACUCUUACCCUCUGGGUGACCUGAUCCAUGCCGCCCUGCAGAGCAAGGAAUACUUAGGAGAGGCUCCUGCAGGCACAGGCACCACCACCAACCCGACGCAGGCCGUGCCUGGGCUCGGGCAGACUGAGUCGACUGCGACCGUCAUAUCACCAGGACUGCUCACCACAGCUUUGAGUUCAUCCUCUGCUGCCAGCCAGACAGGAUCGAGGAAUACCAUGUCCUCGCUGCCCGCAGAGGAGGAGACGACCACCACUCUGAUCACCACAACCACCAUAACCACAAUGCAUAUGCCAGUACAAUGCAAUGCGACUUUGUCAGCGAUGGAGGAUGUUGUCGAGUCACCAGAUCCUGCUUCAUCAUCAUCUUUUUCCCCUCUGGAAUGCACCUACAGCAUCACUGUGUACGCAGGUUAUGGUGUGGAAAUUCAGGUGAGGAAGGUGAACCUUUCUAAGAAAGAGUCCCUGACCAUCAUGGGUUAUGGAGGUUUGGGACCAGAGCUCUUAGCCAACGAGACCCUGAUGAGAGAGGGUCAGGUCAUUCGCAGUACAACCAAUCAGGUGUACAUACACUAUCGCAGUCUCCAACAGACCAACCAUGGCAUGUUCAGCCUCCAUUAUCAAGCCUUUCUGCUGUCCUGCCCAUUCCCUCUGUCUCCGGAGGGCGGCGGAGUGACCGUGACGGACAUCCAUCCUGGAGGGCAGGCACACUUCCACUGUGAUCCAGGUUUCCAGGUUCGCGGCCAUGAGGUGGCCACUUGUGUCAACACAACACAACCACACUGGAGCACUCCUGAGCCACAGUGUGUCGCGGUCUCAUGUGGAGGGUGGAUUCGUAAUGCAACAGUGGGCCGGAUACUGUCUCCACCCCCUCCAUCUGUCAGCAACCACAGUAAUGGAAAUAACCUUAGCUGCCACUGGUUAUUAGAAGCCAAAGAGGGACACAGACUCCACCUACACUUUGAGAGGAUUGCGCUGGAUGAAGAUGAUGAUAAGCUAAUCGUGCGCAGUGGAAACAGCUCCCUGUCUACGCCGCUCUUUGACUCAGAUCUGGAUGAUGUCCCAGAGCGUGGGUUACUGAGUGAGAGCUCCACGCUGUACCUGGAGCUCACUGCUGACUCUUCCUCCAUCCCUCUGCUCUUGGCUCUGCGAUACGAGGCUUUCGAUGAUGAACACUGCUGGGAGCCCUACAUGCCCCAUGGAAAUUUCAGCAGCAGCGACAUUACAUAUCAGCUGGGCACGACUGUCACCUUCACCUGCUCUCCAGGAUUCGUCAUGGAACAAGGUUCAGGGACGAUCGAGUGCGUUGACCCCAGCAAUCCCCACUGGAACGACAGCGAGCCUGUGUGCAGAGCUCUGUGUGGAGGGGAGCUGACCGAGCCCUCGGGCACCAUCCUGUCUCCUGAUUGGCCCCAGAGCUACUCCAAGGGGCUGGACUGUGUAUGGCAGAUCCAUGGUAACGAGGAAAAACGCAUCGAACUGGACGUCCAGAUUUUAAACAUCCGCAACACCGAUGUGCUGACCGUUUUUGACGGACGUGACCUCAUGUCCCAUGUGAUCGGACAAUACCUGGGGUCCAGAGAGCGUUUCCAGGUCGUGUCUGGGGGGUCGGAGGUCACCAUUCAGUUUCAGAGCGAUCCAGAUGAUUCCAGCUUCAUCCUGAGUCAGGGGUUCCUCAUUCAUUAUCGUGAGGUUGAGCCAAACGACACCUGCCCUACCCUCCCCCAAAUUGAUUUUGGCUGGAUCAGCUCGUCCCACUCCUCCCCUGUGAGGGGCAGCGUGCUGACCUAUCAGUGCCAACCAGGAUAUGACAUCAGUGGCUCGGACAUCAUCACCUGCCAGUGGGACCUCUCCUGGAGCAGCAGUCCGCCUACAUGUGUCAAAGUCCAGCAGUGUCCUGAUCCGGGAGAGGUGGUCAACGGAGCGCGCUCGGUGCGCCCUGAAGCUGGCUUCGCAGUCGACACGGUCGUCCGUUUCUCUUGCAACCAGGGUUAUCAGCUGGAAGGUCCCAGCCAAAUCUCCUGCCACGGACGAGACACCCGCACCCCCAAAUGGAGUGACCGCAGCCCGAAGUGUGUCUUAAAAUAUGACCCGUGCCCAAACCCUGGCGUCCCCGACAAUGGCUACCAAACCCUGUACAAGCACAGCUACCAGGCGGGAGAAACUCUGCGUUUCUUCUGUUAUGAGGGCUACGAGCUCAUCGGUGAGGUCAUUAUCAGCUGUGUUCCCGGCCAUCCGUCUCAGUGGAACAACCCGCCGCCCUUCUGCAAAGUGGCGUAUGAGGAGCUUUUGGAUGAUCACAAAUUAGAAGUGUCUCAGUCGUUUGAGCCGUCCCAUCAGAUCCUGAGCGAGAACAUUGCUUUGGCAAUAAUUCUGCCAAUCAUCCUGGUCAUCCUCCUGAUUGGAGGAAUUUACAUGUACUAUACAAACAUAUGCAGACUAGAAUGGAAGCCGCUCUUCUGGAAGUCUCUUUCUCACACACACUCCUACAGUCCCAUUACAGUCGAGUCCGAUUUCAACAACCCUCUUUAUGAGGCGGGGGAUACACGGGAGUAUGAAGUGUCCAUUUAA